Messenger RNA from Durusdinium trenchii, 1536 nucleotides. NCBI's taxonomy places the organism in Eukaryota, Dinophyceae, Suessiales, Symbiodiniaceae. The record is from the annotation of a GenBank genome assembly.
AGGCCCAGCAGCUCAUGGGGAAAAAGGACAAACAGAAGCGAAAGAGCAGCAGUCGAAGUCGGAGUCGCAGGAAGGAGAAGAAGGAGAAAAAGAAGAAAGAAAAGAAGCUCAAAGAAGACAGAGUAAAAAAGAAGAGAAGCGAACCAAGUGAGACUUCCUCAUCAAAAGGCAGAGUGAAAGCAAAGGAUUCUGAGAGUGAAGACGAAGCUCCGAAGCCGAAACUGCAAGAGGCACGAGAGGCACAUGCGCCAUCUGCUACGCCAGCGCACACAGCGCCAUCUGGUCCAGUGGCACAGUUAGAUGUUCCACUCAUUGUCAGUGGUUGCCAGAACCAGACCAUUAGUGAAAUUGUGAAGGGCAGUUAUUUCCGCCAUGGAAGCAAUCACGGAAAGCCCGUCUACAAGAAGAAGCGGGAGGAAAACGUCCAAGAUGAUGAAGAUGAUUUGGAUGUUUUGAUUUACUUCUGGGAUGAGCGAGAUGGCGAUGAAAACUGCGGCUGGUGGUUUAGCCCCAGCGUUGGUGGCGAAAUGGUUUGGGCAUACCAUCCAAGUCGCAAGGCUACCACCCCCCCUCCAGCUGAGUGGAAUGUGCCACAUGAUGGGCCCAUUGACAAGACUUUCUCAGUGACUGCUGCCCCGGAAUUGGCCAGAAGGGCAGAGGAAGAUGAUGAAGAAGAGGAAGAAGAAGAGGAGGAGGAGGAAGACGAGGAAGUCAAGCCCAAAGCUGUUGAGGUGAAGACCGCUCCAAAGGAGCCUGAGCUGGACUUGACAGGGAUGACCCCGGAGGAACGUGAGCUAGCAAUACAAGAGGCAGAAGAUCGGCGGAUUAUGGAACAGUUGAAGCAAAGAGAGAUGGAACGAAAAAGAAAAGCCGAAGAGCUUCGACUAAAGAAGGAAGAGGAGAAGAAAGCCGUUGAAGUAGUAGAGGAGAAGAAAGUAAAGAAGCAGAAGGAUAAAGAGCAGAAAAAGAAGGCCAAAGAAGAAAAGAAGAGAAGGGAAGAAGAACGUUUGCAAAGAGAAAGAGAUGAGGAAGAUCGUCGUCUCAGGGAGGAGGAGGAGAGACGGCGAAAGAGGGAAGACGACGAGAAGCGCCGUCGAAGAGAAGAAGAAGAGAAGGAGAGAGAACGCCGAAAGCAAGAAGAGCGAGAGCGAGAAGAGCGAGAAGAGAGGCGUCGGCGAGAGCGCGAAGAAGAGGAAAGACGCCGUCGAGAAGAUGAAGAGAAACGACGCCAAGAGGAGGAAAGGCGCCGAAGAAAGGAAGAAGAAGAGCGAGUUGAGCGAGAGCGAAAAAGACGCAGAGAGGAAGAAGAUCGACGUCGUCGGGAAGAAGAGGAAGAGGAGCGGAGAAGGAAAGAAGAAGAGGAGCGACGCCGCAAGAGAGAGCUUGAGGAAGAAGAGGAACGGAAAAGACGUCGCCUUGAAGAAAAAGAGGAAGCAGAACGGGCACGUCGGAAAGAAGCAGAACGACAAAAGAAGGAGGAGGAACGCCGAAAGCACGAAGAGAAAAUGCAGCGAAAGUUGGAAGAACGUCGCAGGC